This is a messenger RNA of Salvelinus sp. IW2-2015, 5305 nucleotides long. RefSeq names its product PDZ domain-containing protein 8-like. The record is from RefSeq and is a predicted model, not a curated record. Gene Ontology annotation, cellular component: mitochondria-associated endoplasmic reticulum membrane contact site. Gene Ontology annotation, biological process: mitochondrial calcium ion homeostasis. NCBI's taxonomy places the organism in Eukaryota, Metazoa, Chordata, Actinopteri, Salmoniformes, Salmonidae. Gene Ontology annotation, molecular function: protein binding; lipid binding.
CUUUGUGUUAGGGCGGAGAGACAAGUAUUGCCGCGUUCAAAUGCUUGUCAAACUCUGACAUUUCAGAUUUGCUAACUAGUUGUAGUCAUACAAGUGCCACGUUUAACCAAAAUUUGAGGUUAGUUCCGACUAGCACAUGAAGGCGGCAUAAUAUCCAUAAUCUUUGGUAUGGUAGUGUACACUUUUGUAAAUCCGUCAUUACGCACAACCACGUAAUACGUUCGCCCAAUCAGCUGAAGAGCUUGAACCCCAAGAAAAAGGCAGCAAAUAUGGCAGGUUUGUGUGCAACCAGGUGGAACUUGCUUUGUUAUUACGGCUAAACGUCGGAAUAUGAUUGUUUUAUAACGCGGAAACGGGAAGAGGCAACUGCUCGAAAUGAUUUACUUGAUAGUAAUUUCCGCAUUAUCUGGCGCACUCAUUACGUUGGUAUUACAGUUCUUACUGCUUUACUGGAGAAGCCCCGAGCCAAAAACCGGGACAGUGCAAUAUGUCAAAGCAGUGCCUGAUCCCGCCUUGAAGGAUUACUUCAAUAACCAACAUGCCGAAUCAGGUCAACAACAAGACAUCGCAGCAUCUGCUGCAUCCAAACAGCAAGAGGCCAUCUCUCCCAGGCAACAGGAAGCAGCUGUCACAAGCAGUAGCCCUAAACAACAACCGCCACCGCAUUGUCAAAGCGAGCCACUCCACACCUCCAAACCGGAGACGUGCAAUUUUCUAAACGCUAUCUUUUUGUUCCUAUUCAGAGAACUCCGCGACACUCCUGUCGUUAGGCACUGGCUGACCAAAAAGAUCAAGGUGGAGUUCGAGGAGCUAUUACAAACCAAGACAGCUGGUCGGCUGUUGGAGGGACUCAGUCUCAGGGAUAUCUCCCUGGGUAAUUCUUUGCCCGUUUUUAAAACGGCCAAACUUAUUAAUCCAGUGCGUUUAAAUGAAGACGGCAUGCCCGAGGAACUAAAUUUCGACGUGGACCUUGAAUAUAAUGGGGGAUUCCAUUUAGCAAUUGAUGUAGACCUUGUUUUUGGGAAGUCAGCCUACCUGUUCGUAAAGAUGACGCGUGUGGUUGGAAGACUGAAGCUGCAGUUCACCCGUGUGCCUUUUACGCACUGGUCCUUCACGUUCCUUGAGGACCCAUUGAUAGACUUUGAGGUGAAGUCACAGUUCGAGGGAAGGCCCUUGCCUCAGCUUACCUCAAUCAUUGUCAACCAGUUGAAAAGAGUUAUCAAGAAGAAACACACCUUGCCAAAUUACAAAAUCAGAUACAAACCCUUCUUCCCGUUCCAAGUGCAACCUUCCAUUGGAUCCUCCGCCUGUGACUUGGACCUCUCUGUUCAGGACUCAGGAUUGGUUGAGGGUCGGCUUAGGGUCACCCUCGUUGAAUGUAGCAGGCUGUUUAUCCUGGGCUCGUAUGACAGAGAGACCUACGUGCACUGCACCUUUGAGCUGAGCAGCCAUGAGUGGAAAGAGAAGACUCGCAGCUCCAUCAAAACGGCGGAGGUGAUCAAAGGGCCCUUUGGCAGUGUGGGUAUGACAUUCAGGCACAUCCCCGACUGUGAGGGUGAUACGGUCCAUGUCAGCAUCGAGACAGUCACUCCCAACUCUCCUGCUGCCCUGGCAGACCUACAGAGGGGCGAUCGACUCAUCGCCAUCGGCGGUGUCAAAGUGACAUCCUCUGUCCAAGUGCCCAAACUGCUGAAGCAGGCAGGGGACAGGGUGCUGGUCCUGUACGAGAGGCCUGUGCGUCACCAGAGCACCACCAUUGGCCUGGGAGCCCUCCAGGAGGGGCUGGGCCAGCUGGAGGAGCCCGGGUUCAUCCUCCCGCCGGGGGGCUAUGAGGAGGACCCGGCACCCAUCACGGCCCUCGCCGACAUAUCCGACAGCAAAGACAUGGACUCUGAGUUUUCAGAGUUGAUUGCAGACCCCAAGUCUAGCCUGCUUAGCAGCAGCGCCGAGGCCAAGGAGGAUUUCCUGUCAGUAAACCAAAGCCCCAAAAGGACUGUGGCCAAUCUAGCCUCCAAACCCUUUGGCAGCAUAUCGCCCAUCCUCAACCGCAAACUGAACUUGGCAGGGCUUCAGUCACCGGUCAGACCUCCACCCACACCAAAGCACUCACCACACAAGAGUGUCGAGCCAGGAGAGGGGCCACAGCGCCCCACUGUCCCCCCUCCACCCCCACCCACUCGCCCGCUGGUGCCCCCUAGACCCCACAUUAAAUUAACGUCAGCCUCUUCUGAAACACAAAGUCUGCUGGAGGGGAGUGAAGCUACCGCCGCGGCUGAGAAAACUCCAGAAAAGACUCCUACACACUCCACUGGAAGCAAUGGUGACAAAGGCAGUGCUGUGACGACACCUGUGAAACAGCCCGAACCAAAGCCAGCGGUCAAACCACCCGAGCCCUGCGAAGAGCCACCAGGGGCCCCCUCCGCUCCCAGCAAGCAGGACCUGGCCAAAGACAAGGUGUCUGAGAGCUCCAUCAUCACCCGAGACAUCAUGGAGGACCACUCAAUGUGGGAGUCCUCAGAGAUCAUGUUCCGCAACCGGACGGCCCAUUGGGGAAAUGGUUCUGUGGUGUUAGCGGUGGAGAGCAACCAUAAGUACCUUAACACGGCCCUGUGGUGCAAAGACCCCUUCAAGCUGGGCAGCCUGCUGUGUCUGGGCCACGUCAGCUUGACACUGGAGCAUGUGGCCCUGGAGUGUCUGUCCACAUCCUCGUCUGAGUACCAGAGCACUUUCAGACUGGAAGCCCCAGAGCCCAGGGCCAGCGUCAGCCGCACCGCUCUGCGCAGCCUCAGCACCCACAAGGGCUUCAACGAGAAGCUCUGCUACGGAGACGUCACACUCAACUUCAGCUACCUGGCUGAUGGAGAGUCAGAGACGUGUGGUGGGUUGAUGGAGGGUGAAAGGAAGGCCAGCAUGCCGGAUGAGGAGCUGAGGGAGAGGGAACAGCUUUCCUUUGUUCCCCGUGACGACCUGGCCUACAGUGCCAUACAGCUGGUGGAGGUGCGCCACAACUUUCAGGACACCCAGUUCCAGAACCCCACCUGGUGCGAGUACUGCAAGAAGAAGGUGUGGACCAAGGCCGCCUCCCAGUGCAUGAUCUGUUCCUAUGUCUGCCACAAGAAGUGCCAAGAGAAGUGCCUGGCCGAGCACCCUUUCUGCGUGGCCGCCACCGACCGACGCAGUGCCGACCCGGAGGCCAAAUCCACCAUCAACCGCGCCACUACGGGCCUCAGCCGCCACAUCAUCAACACCGGCUCCCGUCUGCUCAAUCUGCGCCAGGUGCCCAAGAGCCGGCUGGCAGAGCAAGCGGCUGAUGUGCCAGAUGUGGUGCACAUCCCCGACAUCUCUGACAACGAGAGCAGCGAUACAGAAACCUACGCCGGGGCCAGCCCCUCCAAGCAUGCAGCCGGCGGCAGCACCAAGCUUGUACGGCGGGAGGGAGGACUUGACGACAGUGUAUUUAUCGCAGUGAAGGAGAUCGGCCGCGACCUUUACCGGGGCCUGCCCACUGAGGAGCGCUCUCAGAAGCUGGAGCUGAUGCUAGACAAGCUGCAGCAGGAGAUCGACCAGGAACUGGAGCACAACAACACCCUGAUGCUGGAGGAGAGGGAGACGGGGGACGCCCGGAGGAAGGCCCUGAUCACGGCCGCCCUGGCCAAGUCUGGAGAGAGGCUCCAGGCUCUCACCCUGCUCGUGAUUCACUACCGGGCAGGCAUCGAGGACCUGGAGAAUGUGGAUAGCACCGGCACCUCCCCCUCGGAGCCACAUGGCUUCAAGGCCAAGGGGGUGGCAUUGGAGGAGGCCUUACUGGGGACAGAGGUUUAUGACAGUGACAUAUGCAGCCCAGUGGAGGCCCAGCUGCUGGAUGACAUCACAGAGGAGCAGAUCUGUGUAGAGGCGCUCCACUAGAGAGAACAAGGACGAGGGAUGGGCUUCAGACUCGCAGCAAAAUUAUUUGAACCUUUAUCUGUGGGGGUGGGGUAAAUGUUACCUUCUGAAGAUCAGCUGAGGCGGUCUAGUGAGGGUGAAAUUGUUGAUUUGUAAAACAAUUGGUCAUGCAUAUUUGGUUUGGGGAGACCACUCUUGUUGUCCCAAAGAACAGCAGUUUAGUUUUCCUAAAAUUAUACUUUUAAAGGGAAGCUGGAAAGCUAGAUGGAGAAAUUUGCAUUGAGGAUCAGUGUUUCAUGGCAAUCUGUAAGUGCUUGGGUUCACAAACAUUUUAAAACAUACAUAUAUAAAAAUUGCCUUCUAUAAUUUAGCUUUUGUUGACAUUACAGGGCACCUUAACUUUUUUCUAUCACUUGAAAAUGUGAGUUUAAAUGUUUGUUACAGUUCAGUAUUUUAUCACUAAAAGUUACAGCAACCGCUUUUCCGUUUUGCAGAAGAUUGCAAUCAACAUGUGGUUGACAUUCCAGGAGCUAUGCAAAUAGCAAAUGGCUCUGUUUUAUCCAAAUUGUAUUUGGGGAAUGGAAUAAAUAUUAGUUUGAUUUGUUUUACUGUGAGUAACAAGCAUAUUUUGUUAGACUGGACACCUUGUUGUGCGUCUACAGGAAGACAACAGUGUGGAAAUGCAGAACAAAAAUGAAAUCCUCCACCAUAUGGAAAUUUAUGUUUCAGAUUAUGUACUUUUCAUGCCACUCAUAUCUUCACUUUGUGAGCACUUUUGAUUUUAAUGCAUAAUCCAAUUUUAGAAAUCACCUAUGACUUUCCUCUUUUGGACUUUUUGCAAACUACAAGCUCGUGAUAAUUGAAUGAAUUGGGCAAUAAUGUUGUGGGGGAAGAUGGUCUGUCCCCUGUCAUCCUUGGUUCAGUUUAUUUAUAGGCCAAACAUCUAUGACCCAUUUGGUUAACCAGCAUAUUCACUGUACAUGUUAUUUCUCUCUCUGUUACAAUGUUUCCUUAGCUUUUUGGGUAGAGGGAUAGAGUUGUAUAAUAUUUUUCUUUAUGUAUAAUUAAAAAAUGUUUUAAGUUAUUUGAUUAAGCACCUGCUUUUGUUUUCUCGUCCCCCUUCCAAAUCUUUUUUUUUUUGUAUGGAUAUAAUUUCCCUGAACUUAAACAUAACUAUGGUGGUGGUAGUUUUAUCCAAUCAUGUUACUUCAGACGAAAUGCUUGCUUUUGAAAUUCUUCUUGAUCAAUUGCAAAGUAUUUAUGUAAUCGUGGCAGAAAGUUUUUAAUUAUAUGGUUCAUCUCAGUAUGAAUGUUGUUACAGGAGCACAUGGAUCUCUGCUUUAUUCUAUGUACAGUACCAGUCAAAAGAUUGAACACACCUACUCAUUCCAGGAUUUUGCUUUAUUUUUACAAUUGUCUA